CAAACCUGUCAAUGUUAAAAACAGGCCCGACCCGUUUACGCCUGUUCGCACUCUAGCUCUUGAUGAUAUCCGAAAAGCCGUAACAUACGACCUUAACUUAGGGUUUAUCUCGAUCUGCUUCACCUCAAUUCGUCAUCCCCGGCAUGUCUUCAACGGCGUUCAGCUCUGAUUCAGAGAUGGUUCCAGGCCUGAAUUAUGAACCUGCUGUUUACUGUAAAUGUGGGUUAAAAUCUCCGUUAUAUAAAUCAAGUGAGAAAGGCGGGCACUUCUACGGAUGCCAGCGUUGGAAAGAAGGAGGAUGUGGUUUUUUUACUUGGAACAAAGUAGGUGAAAAUAAUGAGGAUUCUGAAUCAGACUUCCAAGAAGUCAAAGAAUUGCUUCUUCAGUUGAGAGAAGAAAUAAGAUCCCUUGGUCGCGAAAUAGCUGAAAGUGCAGAAAAGAGAAAGUAUAACACACUAGCUACCAUUGCAGUCAUGAUAGUUGUGGUAGCAACAACUAUCAUGAAAUUUGUGCUAGAUGGAAGUAAAUGAUAGCCAUGGUAGGUAUAGUUUGUGAGGAAAUGGUAUGUUAAUUGUAGUUGGUCGUCUAGAAUUUGCAGCAAUGUGUAAGACAAUAUGUCUAUUAUGUUAUCAUCUUAAAUUUGAAUGCGUGAAUUUGAUGGUGUUCAAAGCCUCGUUUAUAUACGUUUGUAGUUUUAUUUGUGAAAUUUUAUUUAUGUGUCCUGGAAGUCGUAUUUGUAUAAGCUUGAAGCUUAGAUCAUGAAAGGUAAUAGUUUUUGGAAAAUGAAAA
Cuscuta epithymum is the source of this 789-nucleotide messenger RNA. The record is from the annotation of a GenBank genome assembly. Lineage: Eukaryota; Viridiplantae; Streptophyta; Magnoliopsida; Solanales; Convolvulaceae.